CAAAACAACCGCCGAUCGCACCAAUUUAUAAACUUUGAUUUCUCGGCGAAAAAAGGACCAAUUUCAGCCAAUAAACUCUUGAAAUGAUCGCUAGACUUUUAGCUACAAGAUUAUACCAUAAAGUAAGGCCAAUGAACAAUUUUGAAGGAAGAAGAUCAAAAUUUCGAAGAGCACCGCCGGAAAAUUCAAUUGCCUUGCAUUUUUGACCUUGCUGUGGCAAGAUAUCAGGCCGUGUAAUUUAAGUAGGCCAUGGUUGACCUUUUCUUUCCGGUUGGCACUGAUGAGUUCUCAAUUUCUCCUAAACUUCUCCUUAUUUACGCAUAAAAACACUCAAAACAUCUCAAAAAUGAAAAUCAACAAGUCUCGCCGAGACAAAGAUAAGAAUAUUACAAGUCAUUCCAUGUUAUUCCAUUUCAUAAAUGGCGUGCUUUUUCAUCCUUAUUGCUGUGAUAGUGUUUGCAUUCAAUUGCUCCGGCGUCAAUGCCGACGAUCUUGCAAGGUUUGAUUGUUAUCCAGAGGGACGGGACAGUAUGUUGAAUAAAACAUUGUGCGAGAAUCGUGGAUGUCUUUGGAAAGAACCAUUAAGCGAUAAUAAAGCUCCAUCGUGCUUCUAUCCCAGCGGUUUCAACGCAUACAAACUGGCUAAAAGGAGACCCACCACAGAAAGGCAGGAUAUAAUUUAUCACCUACAAAGAGUAGACAAAAGAGUGUUGUAUGGAAAUCAUAGCGACAAUAUAACAGUUCAUGUGCAUUUCUACAACAGCGAUGUAUUAAGGGUGAAGUUAUACGACAACAACGUGGACAGGUACAAAGUUCCAUUGUAUCAAAUCUCAUUUUUAAGUUUUACCGUUUACAAACAGUUAUACGACAACAACGUGGACAGGUACAAAGUUCCAUUGAAGUUCAAUAAUCAAUCGUACGAUGGUGGAGAGACGAAGUACAGAGUACACGCUGAGGAAUUUCCAUUUGCAUUGAAAAUAAUACGAAGCAACGACGACACUCUAAUAUGGGACAGUUCGGUAGCACCGUUGAUCUUCAGUGACCAAUACAUUCAAAUCUCAACGAAACUACCCUCUACAUAUCUUUAUGGUUUCGGUGAACAGGAACAUGCGAGUUUCGCGCGAGGACUGGACUGGAAAACAUUGGGAAUGUUCUCACGUGAUCAGUUCCCAUUCGCAGCAGCAGAAGGAAAUACAUAUGGAGUACAUCCAUUCUAUAUGAGCUUAGAGAAGAGUGGUAAAGCACACGGUGUAGUGCUUGUCAAUAGUAACGCAAUGGAUGUGACUCUACAGCCAACGCCAGCUUUGACGUACCGAACAAUUGGUGGAAUAUUGAUUUUACUUUUCCUUGGACCAUCACCCGAGGAUGUUGUGCAACAGUACACAAAGUUAAUUGGUCGACCAUUCAUGCCGCCAUACUGGAGUCUUGGUUUUCAACUCUGUCGCUAUGGUUACAAAGAUUUGAACGAUGUGAAGGAAGUUGUAGCGGAAAUGAAGAAAUACAACAUACCACAGGAUGUACAAUACGGAGAUAUUGACUACAUGGAGCGACAACUCGACUUCACGUACGAUAAAUCAACAUACGACGAACUGCCACAGUUUGUGAAUGACAUCAAAAAGGAAGGACUAAAGUACAUAAUUAUUCUGGAUCCUGCCAUCAGUGUGAACGAGACAACGAUGUAUCCAACAUAUAGUGAAGGUGUGAAAAAUGACGUUUGGAUCAAGAACUACGAAGGAAAUACAUUGCUUGGAAAGGUAUGGCCUAACUAUCCCAAUGUUAGCGAAGAUACAAUAGUGUCGAUCAGAUUACGUUUCCGUGCGUACGUUGUUUUUCCUGAUUACUUCGCCAACAAUACGGCAAAAUGGUGGCGAAACGAGAUAGAGAAAUUUCACAAGAUCAUCGACUUCGAUGGCUUAUGGAUCGACAUGAAUGAACCAGCAAAUUUUGUUCAUGGAUCAAUUCGUGGAUGUCCACGUACAAAGUUUGACUACCCGCCGUAUAAGCCAUACGUCCUCGGAGAUAAUUAAGCAGAUAAGACAAUAUGUAAUGAGUGCAAAUAAGCUGAAGGAAAACAUCGCCAUUACGACGUACACAGUUUGUACGGAUGGAAAUCAUGCAGUUUGACCAAUAAACGAAGCAUCGUAAUCUCUCGCUCGACGUACAUUAGCAGUGGUAAAUAUGCCGGACAUUGGCUGGGUGAUAAUCUUUCUGCAUACUACCAAAUGCAUCGCUCUAUCGUUGGAAUGCUGGAUUUCAACCUGUUUGGCAUACCGUAUAUUGGUGCGGACAUAUGUGGUUUUAUAGAUGAUACAACAGCAAGUUUGUGUCAACGCUGGAUGCAACUUGGGGCUUUUUAUCCGUUUAGUAGAAACCACAAUACAUUCGGAGCGAAGCCUCAACAUCCUACGGUGUUUGGUGAAACAAUUAAAAACAUACGCGAUAUCUUAUUGGUUCGAUAUCGUUUGCUGCCAUAUCUCUACACUUUGUUUUACGAUGCUCACACCAAGGGUUCCACGGUUGUUAGACCUCUUCUUCACGAAUUUACAGCAGAUUCAGCAACAUGGACCAUAGAUAAGCAGUUUCUGUGGGGGUCAGCUUUGCUGAUAAGUCCAGCUUUGGAAGAGAAUCAAACAGAAGUGAAAGCGUAUUUUCCAGAUUCUCGUUGGUUUGACUACUUCACAGGAAAUGAAGUAUCACAAAGAAGCGCCUACAGAAACCUGACGACGCCUCAAGAUCACAUUAACCUCCACCUGCGAGGCGGGUUUAUAAUACCUGUACAAGAGCCAGCGAACAAUACUUUCUUCAGUCGUCGCAAUCCGUUUGGUUUGAUUGUAACUCUUGAUGAUGAUGAAAAAGCAAUUGGAUAUAUGUUCUGGGACGAUGGUGACUCAAUAGACACGAUAGAAAAGAACGCGUAUCUUCUGUUGCAGUUUAAAGUUGCUAAGAACAAGCUGACGAUAGAAACACCAAAA
Xenia sp. Carnegie-2017 is the source of this 2972-nucleotide messenger RNA. RefSeq names its product sucrase-isomaltase, intestinal-like. Gene Ontology annotation, molecular function: alpha-1,4-glucosidase activity; carbohydrate binding. The record is from RefSeq and is a predicted model, not a curated record. Gene Ontology annotation, biological process: carbohydrate metabolic process. Lineage: Eukaryota; Metazoa; Cnidaria; Anthozoa; Malacalcyonacea; Xeniidae. The annotation marks the transcript as partial. The transcript has 24 exons.